AUGGAAGCCUAUCUUGAAGUAGGUGAUUUGUGGGAAGCUGUUGAAGAUGUGUACAAAGUCGAACCCUUGCCGGACAAUCCAACGGUUGCUCAAAUCAAAAAUCACAAAGAAAGGAAGCAGAGAAAGUCAAAAGCAAAAGCAAAUUUGCUUACAGCAGUUUCAUCCACCAUUGUAGCCAGAAUAAUGGCACUUAAAACAGCCAAUCAGAUUUGGGAUUUUUUUAAACAAGAGUAUGAAGGAAAUGAAAAGGUUAAAGGCAUGCAGGUGCUGAAUUUUAUCCGAGAAUUUGAGAUGCAGAGAAUGAAGGAAUUAGAAACGAUUAAGGAAUACUCUGAUAGGCUUCUAGGCAUAGUCAAUAAUGUAAGGCUCCUAGGUACUGAAUUUUUAGACGCUAGAAUUGUUCAAAAAAUUCUAGUCAUAAUACCAGAAAAGUUUGAAGCCAUAAUUGCAUCUCUGGAGAAUUCAAGGAAUUUGUCAAGCAUUACAUUGGCAGAAUUGUUGAAUGCACUACAAGCACAAGAACAAAGGAGGCUUAUGAGGCAAGAAGGGUCUGUUGAGGGUGUUUUUCAGGCCAGAUCACAGAAUUACAAAGGAGGCAAAAAUAACAAGAAGAAGCAGAGCAACAACAAAAAUGGCCAAAGCAGUAAGACACGUGUCUUUUCACCUUGUCCUUAUUGCAAAAAUAAUAAUCACCCACACAACAAGUGUUGGUGGAGACCAGACAUAAAAUGCCACAAGUGUGGUCAAUUAGGACAUGUGGAAAGAAUAUGCAAGACUUAA
This is a messenger RNA of Glycine soja, 780 nucleotides long. RefSeq lists its product as uncharacterized. The record is from RefSeq and is a predicted model, not a curated record. The coding region runs from base 1 to 780 and encodes 259 amino acids. The transcript has a single exon. Gene Ontology annotation, molecular function: nucleic acid binding; zinc ion binding. Lineage: Eukaryota; Viridiplantae; Streptophyta; Magnoliopsida; Fabales; Fabaceae.